AUGGUCCUAAAGGCUGGUCUAAAGUCUAUAUUUUCUAAUCUUUCCGCAGGCCGAGAGGUUGGAAUUUAAAAUGGCAGACAGGUUAUGCGGUAAAUCCACAUAAUUUCUGCGUUUCUGGGACCACUGGCGACAGGCAUAGUAGUUCUUUCGGCUGUUUUUCCCAGUACACCACUGGUUGGAGAAAGAGACAUAUGGAGACUCUUUGUGGUUUGCCUUAGCGACGUGCCAGGCGACCCUUCUGUCCACCGUUCCUCGCUGCUUGCAUGAUGAUGAUGAUGAUGAUGAUGAUGAUGAUGAUGAUGAUGAUGAUGAUGAUGAUGAUGAUGAUGAUGAUGAUGAUGGUGAUGGUGAUGGUGAUGGUGAUGGUGAUGGUGAUGAUGAUGAUGAUGAUGAUGAUGAUGAUGAUGAUGAUGAUGAUGAUGAUGAUGAUGAUGAUGAUGAUGAUGAUGAUGAUGAUGAUGAUGAUGAUGAUGAUGAUGAUGAUGAUGGUACUCCCUCCGGAGAAGGAGCUGUCUCUUCCUAG
Messenger RNA from Spirometra erinaceieuropaei, 523 nucleotides. The record is from the annotation of a GenBank genome assembly. Lineage: Eukaryota; Metazoa; Platyhelminthes; Cestoda; Diphyllobothriidea; Diphyllobothriidae.